AUGAAGUCUGAAGAAUCGAAGCUGCUACAUCCAAGUUCACUUGUCUCUCAACAAGACCCAUCACACAUCAAACAAGAAGUAGAUCACGAUGCCCAAUCAUCAGCUGCUUUAUCCAACAAAAAUAACAAUGCCCAGCAUCAUGGUAAUGAAGAUGAGGCUAAUGAUGAAAUUAAUUCUAUGCCAUUUGAUGAAUUACAGCAAUUGUAUCAUACUUUACAGGACCGAUUCAAAACCGUAUCGACUGAGUUGGCCACGACAUAUGAAGAAGAACAGAAUCAACGCAAGACAUUGGCGUAUUACCAACGUCGAAACCAAGCUAUUUUGAACAUAUUGGAGCACUUGGAAGACAACAACACUAUUAAUAAUAAUAUGCCCAUUGACGAUACAGCUUCAGCUGUUGCCCAACGAAUAAAGCGGAUUGUGGAUAAAGUACCUCGCUUGGCUAGACUAUUAUCCCCGUUAACCCAUCAACACCACAAUCUUUCAUCAUCAUCAACGACAUCAUCAUCAAGUAGUAAUAUCCCAAUUUCAUCAAACACGUUGCUCAAUGCCUACUUGAUGGAGCAUAUACCCGAUUUGAUUGAUGAUGAUUUAAGCUCGAUAGAAAUCAACCCACAAUCAAUUGAAAGCUGGUGUCGACGCAAUUACAAUAACAGUAAUCGUAAUCACAAUUCCCUGAAUACCAGCUUGGUCCUGGGUACUACUGCGAAACCAAUCACGAUCCAGAUGUUGAAUCGGUUGAAUGAAUAUAACGGGGUUGAAUUUGAUUUGGGAAUCGAUGGGAAAUUGAUUGUUACGCCACAAGCUGCUAGUUCGUCGAGUAAGAAGAGGCGGAGGAAGUAG
This is a messenger RNA of Lodderomyces margitis, 843 nucleotides long. RefSeq lists its product as uncharacterized. The record is from RefSeq and is a predicted model, not a curated record. Lineage: Eukaryota; Fungi; Ascomycota; Pichiomycetes; Serinales; Debaryomycetaceae. Bases 1 to 843 code for a protein of 280 amino acids. The transcript has a single exon.